CGAGGCUCUCAGGGCGGAUUGCCAUGAAUUACCCCGGUGAUGGGGCAACAGGAUCCACAGCGCAGAGCUGACGGGGGGAUCGGACCGUGAAGGAGUCCGGCAUGUCCGACGAGAGGAGCGCUGGACUCCGCAGCUCUGAGGCUUCAUCAACGGCGACCCCAGAUGGUGCGGUGAAAAUGGCUCGGGCUCUCUCCAUCCUCGCUUACUUUCUCUCUCUCAUACAAUGCAGCAGCUGUGCUGACUCAGAGGAGCGUCUCAUGAACUGGCUGCUGGGAAAGGACCGCUACAAUCCGCUCAUUCGGCCGGCUGUCAACAGGACGGAGAGAGUCACAGUCAAGCUGCAAGUGUCCUUAGCACAGCUCAUCAGCGUGAAUGAACGAGAGCAGAUCAUGACCACAAAUGUCUGGCUCACUCAGGACUGGGUGGAUUACAGGCUCUCAUGGGACCCGGCGAAAUACGAAGGCAUUGACAAGCUGCGUAUUCCCUCCAGACACGUUUGGCUGCCAGAUAUUGUCCUGUACAACAAUGCUGAUGGUACAUACGAGGUGACCGUCUUCACCAAUGUCAUUGUCCUGUUCAACGGCACCAUCAACUGGCUCCCCCCAGCUAUUUAUAAAAGCGCCUGUAAGAUUGAGGUGAAGCAUUUUCCCUUUGACCAGCAGAACUGCACCCUCAAGUUUCGCUCCUGGACGUACGAUCACACAGAGAUCGAUCUGAUCUUGAAGACCGAGAUGGCCAGUAUGGAUGAUUUCACUCCCAGCGGGGAGUGGGACAUCUUAGCACUGCCAGGCAGACGGACGGUCAACCCUUUGGAUCCCACCUAUGUGGACCUCACGUACGACUUUAUCAUCAAGCGAAAGCCUCUUUUCUACACUAUAAAUCUCAUAAUUCCCUGUGUUUUGAUAACCUCCCUGGCCAUCCUGGUCUUUUACUUGCCCUCAGACUGUGGGGAGAAGAUGACCCUCUGCAUUUCUGUCCUCCUGGCUCUCACCGUCUUCCUGCUUUUAAUCUCCAAAAUUGUUCCCCCCACUUCGCUGGAUGUGCCUCUGAUCGGCAAAUACCUCAUGUUCACCAUGGUGCUGGUGACCUUCUCCAUCAUCACCAGCGUGUGCGUGCUGAACGUGCACCACCGCUCGCCCAGCACCCACACCAUGCCCUCCUGGGUCAAGCUGAUAUUUCUGGUGAAGCUGCCGGCCUUGCUCUUCAUGAGACGCCCUCACAACAACUCCACACGUCAGAGACUGCGGCAACAGAGGUGUCUACGAGCCAGGAGAGCCAUUCUGGGUUUGGGUUACCCAGUUGCGUCGCAGACAGGGAUCAACAUGUCGUCCUCUGCCCUGUUAUGUUCUGACUCUGCCUUCUCCACGCCGGGACACAAAAACGUAGCUCCUCCAAUGGGCUACAGCCACUGCAGUAGGAAAGGGGACACGCGUAGCACUGAUUAUCUUCCCAGUGCUUUCACAUCCUCCCAGGACCUCCACCAGAGGAGCAACUCAGAGUGGGCGGCUGAUGUGCAGGACGCGGUGAACGGGGUGCGCUUUGUGGCCGAGCACAUGAUGGGAGACGACGACGAUCAGAGCGUGAUUGAGGACUGGAAGUACGUGGCCAUGGUGGUGGAUCGCCUCUUCCUGUGGAUCUUUGUGAUAGUGUGUGUGGUGGGCACCCUGGGUCUGUUCCUCCAGCCCCUUUUCCAGAGUCAGAUCGUUCCCAAUCAGCAGCCCAGCUCAGAGACCCCUCGCAUCUGAGCAGCAGUGACGCCCGCCAGGAUUUCGUGAUUGUGCCAUAAAGGCAAAAUGAAGCUGUCAAGAGUGAGCAGGCCAGAGAAAGUUUAGGUAUCAGAAAUUGUGACGAAGAUGUGAAACAGGACAAAAGAAUGAAUACGCCUCUUCACAUUUAAAGCAACAUGGCUUACACUAAUGAGGCGUCUAAUGUUUUAAUUAAGUGGCGCAUUCGCAGAAGAACUAACAAUAAACUGUCUUUCCUUGAGAGUUUUGAGCUGGAUAAUAUACCGAGUAUGACAAUAAUAAUUCUGUCAGAUGUUGUAGAUCUCCCUGUUUGUGUAACUGUGUCUCAGAAGUAUAAUAAAGGAAAAACCUAUGUCUUCUUUCAGAUUGAUUAAAUGCCUGAGACUGUCAGUAAUCUAUUAAAAUUGUCAGGGUUUUUGCCAAAGUGCUUCGUCAACCUGCGUGAGCUGGUGAUAAAGUUCAGAGAUGUGCGAGCGCAGAUGUUUCAAUUGACAAGACAGCUGUUGUCUGAUCAGGAAACAAAAAAGAGGAGGAUGUGAUGCAUUUUAAGUAUUACAAGGGAAAUAUUGCGCCCAUGUUUCAGAUUGUUCAAGAAACACUGAUUUUGUUUGUUUUGUA
This is a messenger RNA of Salarias fasciatus (jewelled blenny), 2363 nucleotides long. It is a transcript of the gene chrnb4, whose product is annotated as cholinergic receptor, nicotinic, beta 4 (neuronal). Gene Ontology annotation, cellular component: postsynaptic membrane. Gene Ontology annotation, molecular function: transmembrane signaling receptor activity; acetylcholine-gated monoatomic cation-selective channel activity. The record is from RefSeq and is a predicted model, not a curated record. Lineage: Eukaryota; Metazoa; Chordata; Actinopteri; Blenniiformes; Blenniidae. Gene Ontology annotation, biological process: monoatomic ion transmembrane transport.